AUGGUUGGAUUUAAAUCAGGACAGAGACUUGCUCGACUUGUUGGAAUACUAAGUCUCGUACUUACCAUUUUGGAACGACGAGAAGAAAUUGGAGUAGUAGAGACUUUUGCGGUUGAGGCGUUGGGGAUCACCCAAAAUGUGGUUGAUCUCUGGGAUCGUUUGUGUCUCAAGUGGGGGCAAAAUUGCAUUUCGCCUUCCGCUGUACUCAACUUCUUCACUACUUUUGAGCCCAUUGGGAAUCAGAUCAAAGACCUCAUCCAAAGGGAAAUUGGAAUGGAUCAACAUGUUGUUGGCUUAGAGGAAGAUGUGCAACGUCUUACUUCACAUUUGAUCGUAGACAAUGCAACCAACAGGGUGGUAUGGAUUGUUGGACGUCAAGGAAUAGGGAAAAAACUCUUGCCCAGAAGGUUUGUUCCAGUGUCCGCACCCGUUUUGAUUGCCACGCCUGGACAGGACAAAGCGAAGCCCAUGGAGGAGUUCUUGCACAAAAUUUUGAUAAAUAGUAGAUGUCUCAUAGUUUUUGAUGAUGUAUGGACACCUGAAGAUUGGGUUGCCCUUCAAAAACUUCUACCGGCCCAAUACAAUGGUAAUAAAAUCAUGAUCACCACUCACAGCAGGAACACGAUACCUGAAGUCUCCAUUGAGUGUUUUGUACAUGAAAAGCAAGCAUUAAGUGAUGAAGAGGUUGGGAACUAUUCAAUGCUAGGGUUGGUUUUAAUACCCCUAUGGAGCUGA
Messenger RNA from Ilex paraguariensis (yerba mate), 735 nucleotides. NCBI's taxonomy places the organism in Eukaryota, Viridiplantae, Streptophyta, Magnoliopsida, Aquifoliales, Aquifoliaceae. The record is from the annotation of a GenBank genome assembly.